AUGUCUGUCGACGCCCAAGCCCUGAAGAAGAAGAUGGGCAAGUUGGCCUGUGACCCGGCCGCCCACUCCAUCCUCAGCAGCUUGCUGCUGUACAUCACGGGCCGCGCAGACCGGCCCUCGGGGACAGAGGCCGGGGAGAGCAGGCCCAGCCACCAGCCCCAGGCCCAGGAGGCCACCCAGAGGCCCACGCGCUUCCAGCUCCUGCAGGCCAAGUUCCUGGGCACGGGCCGGGAGCGCUACCUCAAGAAGACCCGGGAGGUGGGCCGGCUGAUCUCCAAGGACAAGCAGGGGCCGGGUGGGGGCCUCGUGGGCGCCACCAUCAACAAGCUCCUGGAGAAGACCAAGGAGCCGGCCCCAAAGCCCUGCCCCAGCGAGAAGCCCCACUGGGGCCACCCGGCCGGGAAAAGCACCGUGAAAAACAUCCUGAAGAUGUUCUUGGCCGCCGAGGAGAAGGAGGCGAAGGAGAAAGAAGCACGCGAGAAGCCCGCUGCAGAGCGGCCCAAAGUCGCCAGGGGCCUCUUGCCGAAGAUCAUGGGCAAGAGCUCAGUGCUGUCCAAGCUGCGGGAGAAGUUCGAGCAGAACAGCUGCCUGUGCUCGGAGGCCGGGGCGCUGAGGGUGCACACGCAGGAGCGGAAGAGGAGGAACCUGCAGAGGAAGAAGAUGCAUCGGCCGGAGGUGUGCGUGCUGCACACGGCCACGAUGGCCAGCACCUGCGUCAAGACGCCCCUUGCCCGCUUUCUGGCCUGCACGGCUGAGCCCCUGCCAGCCCUCAGCAUCGCCACCAUCGUCUGUGGCCCCAGGAGCUGGCUGUCCCACUGCACCAAAAUCAGCCACUCGGAGGCGAGGCGUCUGCCCAGAGGAGACGCCAGCGUGCUCCCCAGUGCCAGGGAGACGGAGCCCAGUGGGAAUAAAGCAGCAGGAAAGGGCCCCCUGGAAGGGGAGCCCCAAAGACAGCCAAGGCCCUCGAAGCCCGUGACACCCCAGGUGAUGGCUCGGAGGGACGGCCAGGCUGUCCCCUCGCUGGCCCCCUUUUGUGCUCCCUGCACAGGCGAAGUCCUCCCUGGCCUUGUGCCUGCAUCGUCACCAUUGGGAUCGGCCAGCCCGUGGGGCACCAGAUCAGCCGCAGGUGACGGGAUGGCAGACCCCACGGCAGAGAGCACUGCAGGAGGCGCCCAGGAGGUGAGGGGAGCCAGACUCACAUGGUCUCCUGGGCCCCCGGGUGAGAGUGCAGGGGAGGGCCCUGAAAUCACCAUGACUGUUUGCAGUUCAGAGGACGAACGGGAAGGAGCAGGCUUCCUAGACCCAGGGAGAGACCCCCUCUUUGCCACCCAAAAGUAUUUCCCAGAACAGAAGGUGCCAGGCCACAUCCCACCCCUGAACAGUCCAUCAGUCCAGGCUGCUCGGAGAACACAGCCUGGCACGGAGCCCCCACGGAUAACUGUCCAAAUCCCAGUUGUCCACGAAAUGCCAGCCCCUCCCACCAUGCUGCAAAAUACAGCAAGUUGUGAAAACAAACGUUCUCGUAUUUUUGGAGGAGGGAAUGUGGUUGAAAAUGCACACACAGAAUUUCCCACCGUGACUGAGAACAGAAAGGGUCACCAAGCCCCCGUGGAACUGAGCAAGCUUUCAGGGACCCAGGUGGGACUCGGUGUCUCUUCGCCGCAAGGGCCAGGGGCAGCUUGGGAUCCGGCAGCAGCAAGAGGGACUGCGGGUGCCGACCACAGUGUCCCAGAGAGAGUUCUGACACAGAGACUCCAGACAGAGAAGGAAAACAAAGGCAGCCUUGAGAAUUCACACGGUCCCAGGAAUCCUGACGAUAUUUCAGGAGGGAGGACCUCUGAGCUCAGAGAUGAGAAGCAUCCGUUGCCAGAAUCUAACGAAAUAUCAAUGCAGAACAAGGGCUCCGCAACAAGUUAUCCGGCAGCCUCACAAAACCUUCUGAGGGGAAACACCAGCCAUGCCUCCAGCAGCCAGCAAGCACUGUCCCCGGCCGGGAGAAAUCCAACAGGUGCCCCCACAUCGCUGGCGGCACCAUCCAAGGGGCAUAUGGGGCCUGAGGGUGUCACCGCGAUGGGCACGACCGUGCCCGACGUGCUGGAGGAAUGCAGAAGGCCACUGCUAACAGAGUCCGCUCAGCCCCUGAAGGCUGCCGGGGAAAUCACCAGCCAUGAGUUUCGCGAGAACCCACCGUCCUCAUUAAAUGAACGACCCAAACCAGGUGUGAAAGCCUGUGGGGCGACGGCAGCUGCAGGGAGCGUUGUGAGCCGUGCCACGCCUGCAUCAGUGCCAGGCAGCACCCAGAGCUCUGGAGACUGCAGAGUGGGAGAGCCAGAGACGCUGGGCCAGGGGGGGGGCAGAGCCUUGUCCAAAAGCCAUCCCAGAGGGGAGGCUCUCCCUCAAGACCCCCACAGCCACAGCCUCCUGGCCCGCGGGGGAUCCUCGGAGCCCAAGAGUGGAGCAGCAGGGAGGAGCCUCCUGAGAGGUGCGGCCCUCGCCCGGCACCCAGAGGCACCCCGAUUACACACUGCAAACACAUCGGCAGCCAGCAGACAUACGGCAGCCAUAGGAGGCAGAAAGGAUGUGGCUGUGGAAGGAAACCUUUUGGGUUUCAGCACAAAGUCUGGAAUUCGUGCUUCUGAUCAUCCUAGACCACAGGCAAAGGGUGUGGCAGAGUCCCCGAGCUAUGGCCCUGGCCUCCCACCGUCGCCUCCUGAGAACCCACGGGCAAAGGGCAGGGAGGGCGUCAUGUCUCCCGGUGAGGCAGAGCCUGACCGUCUGCUUCCCCCGAUGCCUCCCAUGCAGGCGGACAUGGGGUGGGCAGGUGGCACCCACCAGCGGGACCCUCCCCAAGUACAGGCACACCUGCCCCCUACUGCUGGUGACACACAGGCAAAGCUCUGGGCCAGUGUCCCCGAGCCUAGGACCCAAGCAGGUGAAUCCCAGGGGCGUCCCCUGACACAGGUGGACCUGGGGAGGCAACCGAGUCACCAGGCGCAGGAGAAGACCCCCCCGCCCGGGGGUGCAGGGAAGAGGGUGGUGCCCUUGGGCCCGAAGGUUAUGCUGAACCCAGCAAAAGAGCCUCAGACCCGGUGGGCACAGGAUCUGGCCGGGGACAAAGGGACGGCCAUUGGGGUUGGGGGUGCCUGCCAGCACAGUGACCAAGGUGAGCGGCAUCUGCAGGGACCCUGGGAGGAGCAGGAGAGGAGCACAGCGCAGGGGGAGGGCACGAGGGCUGCCAAGAACCCAGCUGUGCCUCCAGGGGACCCCAAGGGGCUGGGAAGCCUGGCGGCCCAGGGACGGGCCCAGAAAUGGGCUCAGGGGCAGGCCCAGAAACAGGUUCAGAAACUGGCCCAGGGACAGGUUCAGGGACAGGCACAGGAACAGGCGCAGUGGCAGACGCAGACAGAGGCCCAGGGACAGGCCCAGGAACAGGCUCAGGGUGGGACCCAGGGACAGGCCCAGAAACAGGCCCAGAAAUGGGCUCAGGGACACGUUCAGAGACAGGCCCAGAAACAGGUUCAGGAACAGGCUCAGGGGCAGACCCAGACAGAGGCCCAGAAACGGGCUCAGGGGCAGGCCCAGAAAGGGGCUCAAGCACGGGCCCAGGAACAGGCUCAGGGGCGGACCCAGAUAGAGGCCCAGAAAGGGGCUCAGGAAUGGGCGCGGGCACAGGGUCGGGUGCAGACCCAGACAGAGGCUCAGGGGCAGGCCCAGAAACGGGCUCAGGGGCAGGCUUGGGAACAGGAUCGGGAACAGGCUUUGAUAUGUGGGGUGGCGUCUCGGGCCCAGGAGCAGCCCAUUAGUGGCACCGCUGAGGGAGUGGAUGCUGCUGGCAGGAGGGGGGUGUCCGGAAGCCCAGCCCCCAGGGAUGGUGGACAGUCGGGGGGCAGCAGCCUGGGGGAGCCCAGCACCCGGCACCCACCCCCAGGAAGCCGCCCCCUCAGGGGCAAGAGCGUUGCCACCUCUCCCCUGAGGCUGGGAAAGAGCCCGGCUGAGCCCACGCCCGAGGCUGGCGGCUGCCGGACUCCCCAGGCCCCAGCCCAGAAGGGGCCCCCGGACCACCCCGGGGCAGAGAGGGUCCCGCAGGACACGACGAAGGCGUCGGAGCCUCAGCGUCACAGGAGGUCCACGCGCCUGGCCAAGUACAAAGCCCAGAGCUUCAGUGACCAGAGGGCCUUCGAUUUGUCCUUCAGACCAAUGAGCGUCAGGGCCAGCGACACAUGUGAGCUCCCGAAGUGAGGCCCCGAGUCCGCACCGUGGCUCGCCCAGCGCUGUGACAUCUGCCCAUCGAGGGCCUUCAGGCGUGGUCCUGCCUCCACAUGCGUCUUGGAGAAU
This is a messenger RNA of Piliocolobus tephrosceles (Ugandan red Colobus), 4335 nucleotides long. Its product is annotated as filaggrin-2. The record is from RefSeq and is a predicted model, not a curated record. Lineage: Eukaryota; Metazoa; Chordata; Mammalia; Primates; Cercopithecidae. Bases 1 to 4239 code for a protein of 1412 amino acids. The transcript has a single exon.